AUGUCUAAGCCAAGGUUGGAGGGCAAGGUGGUCCUUAUCACAGGUGCAGCCGGUGGGAUUGGUGAGGAGGCAGUGAGACUAUUUGCAGAAAAUGGAGCCUUUGUUGUUGCUGCUGACAUUCAAGAUGAAUUGGGUCCUCACGUUGUCGCCUCAAUAGGCUCCGAAAGAGUUAGCUAUUGCCACUGUGAUGUAAGAGAUGAAAACCAAGUUGAGAAAACAGUGAACUACACGUUGGACAAAUAUGGCAGCCUAGACAUUUUGUUCAGCAAUGCAGGUGUCUUGGGUCCAAUGACUGGCAUAUUAGACCUGGACAUUCAAGGCUUUGACAACACCAUGGCCACGAACGUUCGUGGCGCUGCUGCAACAAUCAAACACGCUGCGCGUGCCAUGGUGGCUCGAAAGGUACAUGGUUCAAUCAUAUGCACAACAAGUGUGGCAGCUUCUCUUGGAGGUAUAUCUCCACAUGCUUACACAACUUCAAAACAUGCUCUGUUGGGUUUGGUGAGAGGAGCUUGCAGUGAGCUUGGGGCUUAUGGGAUCAGAGUGAAUAGCAUUUCCCCAUUUGGAGUUGCAACCCCUCUUUCAUGCAAAGCUUACAAUUUGCAGCCAAGUGAGGUGGAGGCUAAUUGCUCUGCCAUAGCCAACUUGAAGGGCAUUGUGUUGAAGGCUAGGCAUGUGGCGGAGGCUGCUCUGUUUCUUGCUGGUGAUGAAUCUGCUUAUGUUAGUGGACACAACUUGGUUGUCGAUGGAGGCUUCACGGUGGUUGAUCAUAUUUAUUCGGCCAACUAG
Messenger RNA from Prunus armeniaca (apricot), 789 nucleotides. The record is from the annotation of a GenBank genome assembly. NCBI's taxonomy places the organism in Eukaryota, Viridiplantae, Streptophyta, Magnoliopsida, Rosales, Rosaceae.